AUGCUACGUACCGCCAGUGCUAGACGUGGAUUCUCCUCCGCCAGAACUGUGAUGCUGAAAAAGUCCUCCAAAGCUGUUGCUCCAGACUCCAUCGAGUACGGUGCGUUGUCGAGAGCACAAAAAGCGUUCCUCGAUCGUGUCAUUCGUGUGGACCAAGCUGGUGAGCUUGGUGCCAAUUAUAUCUACAUGGGACAAUACGGUGUUUUGGCCAGCAAGUAUCCUCACUUGAAGCCAGUAUUGCAGCACAUGUGGGAGCAAGAGAUCCAUCACCACAACACAUUUAACCGACUCCAGACACAGCGUCGCGUAAGACCAUCCAUUUUUACUCCAUUGUGGAAGAUAGGUGCCGUAGCAAUGGGUGCUGGCACGGCCCUUAUCAGUAAAGAAGCUGCCAUGGCAUGUACCGUAGCCGUGGAGACCGUGAUUGGCGGACACUACAACGAGCAAUUGCGUGUGUUGAUGAACCAGUUUAAUAUUCCCAUCUACGACAAGACUACUGGAAAACCUCUCAGCAAAGAACAGAUCACUGAAACCAUCGCUACUAGUCCCGAGCUUGCGCUGUUGAAGGAGAUUAUCGGCACAUUCAGAGAUGAAGAGCUAGAGCACUUGGAUACUGCUGUGGAGCAUGAUGCCGAUAAGGCUGUGCCAUACAUGCUUCUUACCGAGACCAUCAAGUUGGUGUGUAGGGGAGCCAUCUGGACUGCUGAAAGAGUGUAA
Messenger RNA from Sungouiella intermedia, 717 nucleotides. The record is from the annotation of a GenBank genome assembly. NCBI's taxonomy places the organism in Eukaryota, Fungi, Ascomycota, Pichiomycetes, Serinales, Metschnikowiaceae.